Molecule: messenger RNA, 8258 nt
Organism: Monodelphis domestica (gray short-tailed opossum)
Lineage: Eukaryota; Metazoa; Chordata; Mammalia; Didelphimorphia; Didelphidae
Source: RefSeq, a predicted model, not a curated record
GGGGCGGGGGCGCCGCGAGAGAGACGCGGGCGCGAGGGAGAGGCGCGCCCGGAGCGGAGCGGAGCAGGGGACCGCGCGGGCCGGGCCGGGGCCGGGGCGCGGGGCAGCCAGCGGGCCUCGGGAGCCGGGCCCGAUGCGGGCGGGCGGGUGGAGCCGCCGAGCCUGGAGCAGACUGAGCCCGAGCGGAGCGAAUUUUUGGAGCACCUCAUCAACUAUAAGGAAUCACUUUUCCAUUUGGAUGUGGUACUGGAUGUCUUCCAUGAUGGUGACAAUAUACUUUUGGGAGAUUGCUCAGGGGGAAAUGAUGGGAUCCUUCUUCCUAAAGCAGCGAUAGAGGAAAACUGGACAGCAGAUAUAAGAGGAGUCAGAGGAAAGAAAGAUUUUCAUCUCUAUAGAAAUCUAAAGGGAAGAAUAAGAAAAUAACCACAUGCAAAAUUCAGAAUUGGCAGUUUCAUGCCAUCAUCAAGAAGGAGAGGAUCAGCAAGGGAUUCCAUCUACCCAAGUGGCAAAGAGUCAGCCUGGACCAUAUCAUUAUCCUGGAAGUCAAAGAGCUUUGGGAACUACAGGAACAUCCACAGUUGGGUCUCCUUCAUUGCUGUCCCAGGGUCUACCCAAGAGGAUUAGCACUCCCACUGUCAGAACUGAUUCCCUGGAAAGGCAUACCACAUGGAAACCCUUGAUUAUGUAUUUCCAUUUGUAACAGAACCCUAUGCAGGGCCAAGCAUGGAGAAGUGACCCAAGCAGGGUCUCACCUCUGAAUGAGCAACAUAUUUAGAUGCUUGAAAUAGUUUUAUAUGUAAGACCACCAAAAUAUUAGAACCAUGCCUCCAAGACCAUCAUCCGGUGAACUGUGGGGCAUCCAUUUGAUGCCCCCAAGAAUCUUAGUAGAAUGUCUACUACCUAAUGGAAUGAUAGUGACUUUAGAAUGCCUCCGUGAGGCUACAUUAGUAACUAUUAAACACGAGCUAUUUAAAGAAGCAAGGAAAUACCCUCUUCACCAGCUCCUUCAGGAUGAAACUUCUUACAUUUUCGUAAGCGUUACUCAAGAAGCAGAAAGGGAAGAAUUUUUUGAUGAAACUCGACGACUUUGUGACCUACGGCUUUUUCAGCCUUUUCUAAAAGUCAUCGAACCAGUAGGCAACCGAGAAGAAAAGAUUCUCAAUCGAGAAAUUGGUUUUGCUAUUGGUAUGCCUGUUUGUGAAUUUGAUAUGGUUAAAGAUCCAGAAGUACAAGAUUUCCGAAGAAAUAUUCUUAAUGUUUGUAAAGAGGCUGUGGACCUGAGGGAUGUCCAUGCACCCCAUAGUAGAGCAUUAUAUGUCUAUCCUCCAAAUGUAGAAUCUUCACCAGAAUUGCCAAAGCAUAUAUACAAUAAAUUAGAUAAAGGGCAAAUAAUAGUGGUGAUUUGGGUGAUAGUUUCCCCAAACAAUGACAAGCAGAAGUACACUUUAAAAAUCAAUCAUGACUGUGUACCAGAACAUGUGAUCGCUGAAGCAAUCCGGAAAAAAACGCGGAGUAUGUUGCUGUCAUCGGAGCAGCUGAAGCUCUGCGUUUUAGAGUAUCAGGGCAAAUACAUUUUAAAAGUGUGUGGAUGUGAUGAGUAUCUGCUAGAAAAAUAUCCUCUUAGCCAAUAUAAGUACAUAAGAAGCUGCAUAAUGCUUGGUCGGAUGCCCAAUCUGAUGCUGAUGGCUAAAGAAAGUCUUUACACCCAGCUACCACUGGAUACUUUUACAAUGCCAUCUUAUUCCAGACGAAUCUCCACAGCCACACCAUACAUGAAUGGAGAAGCUUCAACCAAAUCCCUUUGGGUCGUAAAUAGUGCACUCCGGAUAAGAAUUCUUUGUGCAACUUAUGUAAAUGUAAAUAUUCGAGACAUUGACAAGAUCUAUGUUCGAACAGGUAUCUGCCAUGGGGGAGAGCCAUUAUGUGACAAUGUGAAUACUCAAAGAGUACCUUGUUCCAAUCCCAGGUGGAAUGAAUGGCUGAUGUAUGAUAUAUACAUUCCUGAUCUUCCACGAGCUGCUCGACUUUGCCUUUCCAUUUGUUCUGUUAAAGGCAGGAAAGGUGCAAAAGAGGAACACUGUCCAUUGGCUUGGGGAAAUAUAAACCUCUUUGAUUAUACGGACACUCUGGUAUCGGGGAAAAUGGCUUUGAAUCUGUGGCCAGUACCUCAUGGAUUAGAAGAUUUGCUCAAUCCUAUUGGAGUUACUGGGUCAAAUCCCAAUAAGGAAACUCCAUGUUUAGAGCUGGAAUUUGACUGGUUUAGCAAUCCUGUAAAGUUCCCAGAUAUGGCAGUGAUUGAAGAACAUGCGAAUUGGACUGUAUCUCGAGAACUAGGAUUUAACUAUUCCCAUGCUGGGCUGAGUAAUAGGAUAGCUCGAGAUAAUGAAUUAAGAGAAAACGACAAAGAACAACUUCGAGCAAUUUGUACUCGAGACCCUCUGUCUGAGAUCACUGAGCAAGAAAAGGACUUUCUUUGGAGUCACAGGCAUUAUUGUGUCAGUAUCCCAGAAAUUCUACCUAAACUUCUUUUAUCCGUUAAAUGGAAUUCUAGAGAUGAAGUAGCCCAGAUGUAUUGCUUAGUAAAAGAUUGGCCCCCAAUCAAACCAGAACAGGCCAUGGAACUUUUGGACUGUAAUUAUCCAGACCCUAUGGUUCGAGCUUUUGCUGUUCGCUGCCUGGAAAAAUAUUUAACUGAUGACAAACUUUCUCAGUACUUAAUUCAACUAGUUCAGGUUCUGAAGUAUGAACAGUAUUUGGAUAACCUGCUUGUGAGAUUUUUACUCAAGAAAGCACUAACAAAUCAAAGGAUAGGACACUUUUUCUUUUGGCAUUUAAAGUCUGAGAUGCAUAAUAAAACUGUCAGUCAAAGAUUUGGCUUACUUUUGGAGUCCUAUUGCCGAGCGUGUGGGAUGUAUCUAAAGCAUUUGAAUCGGCAGGUGGAGGCCAUGGAGAAACUGAUUAACCUCACUGACAUUCUCAAACAGGAGAAGAAGGAUGAGACUCAAAAGGUACAAAUGAAGUUCUUGGUUGAACAAAUGAGGCGGCCUGAUUACAUGGAUGCUUUACAAGGCUUUAUCUCUCCCCUUAAUCCUGCUCAUCAACUAGGAAAUCUCAGGCUUGAGGAGUGUCGGAUUAUGUCUUCUGCAAAAAGACCACUCUGGUUGAAUUGGGAGAACCCAGACAUCAUGUCAGAGUUACUAUUUCAGAACAAUGAGAUCAUCUUUAAAAAUGGGGAUGACUUACGACAAGAUAUGCUAACUCUUCAGAUCAUUCGAAUUAUGGAAAAUAUCUGGCAAAAUCAGGGUCUUGAUCUUCGGAUGCUGCCUUAUGGUUGCCUAUCAAUUGGGGACUGUGUUGGCCUCAUUGAGGUGGUCAGAAAUUCUCAUACUAUCAUGCAGAUUCAAUGUAAAGGGGGCCUAAAGGGGGCCUUGCAGUUCAACAGCCAUACAUUACAUCAGUGGCUCAAAGACAAGAAUAAAGGAGAAAUAUACGAUGCAGCCAUUGAUUUGUUUACACGUUCAUGUGCUGGAUACUGCGUGGCUACCUUCAUUUUGGGAAUCGGUGACCGGCACAAUAGUAAUAUCAUGGUGAAGGAUGAUGGACAAUUAUUUCAUAUAGACUUUGGACACUUUUUGGAUCACAAAAAGAAGAAAUUUGGUUAUAAACGAGAGCGUGUGCCCUUCGUCUUGACACAAGAUUUCUUGAUUGUAAUAAGCAAAGGAGCCCAAGAAUGCACAAAGACGAGAGAAUUUGAGAGAUUUCAGGAAAUGUGCUAUAAGGCGUACUUAGCUAUUCGGCAACAUGCCAAUCUCUUCAUCAAUCUUUUCUCCAUGAUGCUUGGCUCUGGAAUGCCCGAACUACAAUCAUUUGAUGAUAUUGCAUACAUUCGAAAGACCCUGGCCUUGGAUAAAACUGAGCAGGAGGCUUUGGAGUAUUUCAUGAAGCAGAUGAAUGAUGCUCAUCAUGGGGGCUGGACAACCAAAAUGGAUUGGAUUUUCCAUACAAUAAAGCAGCACGCUUUGAACUGAAGCGAUGGCGGAGCCCCAGCACCAGCCUCGGGGACUGCUCGGCACUGCUCCUCACUGUCAGCAGGCAAAGGCUGCUUGCAUAGGAAUCGCACAAACCAUGAACAGCAUUAGAAUCGACAGCAAGAACCGAGAUAAACUCUUUCUUCAACCAUUGAAACAGUGUAAACGCAAACAGGGUUUGAUAGCACUAAACUAGUACAUUUCAAAAUUAAGCUUUAGUAUAAUGCGCAAUUUCAUGUUAUGCCUUAAGUCCAAAAAGGUAAACUUUGAAGAUUGUUUGUAUCCUUUUUUUAAAAAACAAAACAAAAUAUAUAGAAACUGAUGGCUAAGGAGAGAGAAUAAUGUUCUUUUUGUGUUGCAAAUGUUGUAUGUUUUAAAACAUGGAAGUGACAGUCUGUCAUUACAUCAAGUCCAAGGAAACCACAGGGUGGUGUUGAGCUGCUUGAGAAUGGAUAAGAAAGGAAAUCCAUCACUUUCCCGUUGUGUUCACUUUAUAGUUUGAAGUGAGUUUUUUGACUCCCAGUUCUCAUGAAGAAAAACACUUGGGGUGGAACAGAAUCUUUCCAUUUCAUUAGGGACUUUUCCUUUUAAAAACAAAUCAAACCUUUUAAUGACUGGGCCUUAUCUGCAGAGUUUGGUGAGUAAGUAGAACUGAGACCUUUUAGAAGGUGCUUUUCCUGGAUGAGCAUUUACCAGGGAAAUUCCAAGUUCCUACAGAAACUAAACUGCCAUAGAAAAGGGAUGAGAAGGACUAGCUGUCAUGUACUGGAAUCAUGCAGUGUUCCCCUUAGGGUUUGACAUUUUCUCCUCAUUUUGCAUUUGAACUGAAUACAUUUUUCAUGCAUGUUUUCCAGAACCUAGAAGAAAGUGUUAAUGUUAUUAAAAGAUUAUUUUUUAUAAAAGGCUAUUUAUAUUAUAAAAACUUAUCAUUAAUAUAUAUUCUUUAUUUAGAUUAUCUGUCCCAUGGUCAUGCAUUUAUUUUAUAGCCUCAUAUAUUUUGGGUUAAGACUCUGCCAUCCGUAGUGACAUCAUCAUUCCCUUGGUCUUUGAGAGAAGCCCAGGCACUCUUCCAUAAUGUACACCAUUGCCCAGGGAUUCACUGUUAGAAUUGGCUAAAUAGCCUGCUCAGGACCACCUCUUUUCUCCUUUUUUCACUUUUCCUCCACUUUCUCUCUUCUACCAAAAGACACUUACUCAUUUGCAAUCAGCUCAGUAACACAGAUUCUUAUCCUAUAUGCAUUAACUCCUCCUAAAGUGGAAGCACUUAUAAAGGAAGAACCCCUGAGAGCAACAGGGAAAAAGAAGCCAGGAAUGAUGCCUGCUUGCAGGCUAUUCGCCUGUGUCUCCAGAAUAAAAAUGAAAGCCAAGGUGAUUCCGAUUGGCUCCCACUUGAAAGUAGCCAGAAUCCCUUUUCCAAGUUUCUGAAGUUGCACUUAAGCCCAAGUAAAUUCAUAAACAUUCUGAAGAAGUGUUUCACCCCCUAUUCUGGAUUGGGAGUUGCCAGGGAAGUGCUUUCUUCACUAGAGAUAGACCCAGCAUUCCACAUGGUAUUUGGAAUAAAUGCCUGCAGGCCCGGGAAACAGCUUCUGCAGAGUCUUUGUGCCACAGGAAAAAAAUGUGCAAUAAUGGCGAGGGGCUGCAAGUGUCUAGAUUAGGCAUGGUAUUGGAAUAUAACUAUAAAAACUGUACAUUGCGUUCUCCGUAUUGGUAAUGAGCUAUUGAAUGGUUUACUUCAUUUAGAAAGUUCUUUAAUGAAAUUAGUUACUUAUACUAGAGCCUUGGAUCAAGUAAACCAGGGACUGUAUUGCCAAAACUCAUAAAGUAUAUUUGGCUAUUUUAGGACACAUAAGGAUAUAGGCUCCCUAGAGUUAGUUGUUGAAGAUUUAGGUACUUUAUUAAAGCAUGUAAAUAAUACUGUCUUAGUGAAAGCCACUGAGAAAAAUAAAUUUGGAGUAUUGGAAUAUUCAUCUUUUCAUAUUUAUAAUUGACUGUCUCAGAACAGUUAGCAGAUUUAAAACCCUUUGUUUGAUCAUUGUUCCCCUUUGCAGUUAUGAAAGCUUUCAUGGCUAACAGAUUCCAUCUUCUCUUUAUUUGACGCGUAUUUAACUAUGAUGUGUCAUUACUAAUCUGCACUUGACACGUGUUAGCAUUUUACCUUUUUCAGUAUCAGGGAUUGAUGAUGGGACACCUUAGUGAAAUAAUGGGCAUCUGAAACCCUGAUACUUAAAAGUCAUCACAGAGAAUCUUGGUUUUACCCCUAAGUCCCUAAAGCAGUGGUUUUUCUGAGACUCCUUGCACGGAAAUAAAAAGAUGUUUGCAUUGCCCACAUCAAUAUAGAUCGCUCUCUAGGGCUCCCAUGAAAAUUUGUGGUUUGUAUUUAUUUAUCUGCAUGAAUUACUGCAGCUAAAUUAUUUUAGUUCCAAAUUUUCUGAGCCGUGUAGAGGAAUUGCUGGGGAGGGAGCAUGGGAGCCAAGCUAAGGGACCUGAAAGCCGGCUCAAUUUUAAGCAAAUCUAAGCAGAAGAGAGCUUAGGGAAAAAAAUUAGUUGAAAAAAGGAAAGGAGAAAAGGAAGAUUCCAAAAAGCCAAGCCAUUGCAAUUUGAAUUGAGUAUACUGCUGGAUGACUAAAAUUGAUUUCAGGUCAGAGGUCAUGGAACAGGCUCUAACAUUACCUAUCUAUUGAAAUUAGUUAAAUUCCCAAAACCACAUCUCAGAUUUUACGCUAUGAACAUUGACUUUAAAUAUCAUUGGAUCUCCCAAGGAAUAUUUCUUGCCUAAUCCAUUUGGAGAAAGAGAAAUGGAGCACAUUUUUGAAGAGCAGAAGCCCUAACAUUUAAUAUCUUCUAGAAAGAAAUGUAAAAGCCUGCUUGACCUUUCAGCAUAUUCUCUCCCUAAAGGGACACACCCAUUUUGAAGACUGAGAAUGCAUCUCUAAAUCAGAGUAGGUUUUAUUUGACGUUCUACCGCAGAGCUCGUUUCUCUUGGUUCUUACGUGUCACCUGUAAAAACUGUGUCGAAAAUAAUCAAUUCUGAAAUUUGUCCCAAAAUCUAUUUGUGUUUAUAAGCCCAUUAAGAAAAUGGGGAACUGGUGAAUAUGUAAUGAUUUGUAAAAUAUUUUAAUGUAAUUUUUUCAACUGUGAAACUGACUUGGUUUUUUCAUGAAAACAGGCUGCUGAUAAAGUAUUUUUCUGUAAAGUGUAGUCUUUACUAAAUGAGAAUAUGAUGUAUUGAUUAGAGUGUGUGUACACUCUUGGGUUUUUUCCCCGUUUUCCUUUUUUAAAAUGUAUUGAUAGGUUUUCUGAUAGGUAAACCAGACUGGCUGUAUAAGUUUUUCCCUUUUUUUUUUUAACUGAAAACUGAAUGGUUUGGGAUCUUUUAGAAAAGGAGCCUGCAUAUUUCAAAGGCACCACAGCAAUUUCACAGCUUGUAGAUAAGUUUGUGUUUGAUUAUUCUUUAUUGUUUUGUUUUUUCUCAUCUCGUUUUGUAACUCCAUUUUAGUCCUAUCACGAUCAAUAACUCAUGCUUCCUAACUCUUUGAAGGCAUUUCCUUUGCUUCAUUAUUCUGUUACCAACAAGUUAAUGUCAGCUCUAGCAACUAUCAUGUUCCUUAUCUUUUCCUGUCUGUACAGGCUGCAGACCUGGGCUGGACCCAUUCACCAUCUGAAAAGUCCCCUUUAAGAAAUGAUCAUUUGGAUGCCUAAGACAUCCCCCAAGCACUUCAAUUUUGAAAAUAGUGUGACGUUAGUGAAUUGUUCUUUGCUUCUUCUAUCUAAACACAGUUUUCUUAUUUCUGACUUUUUAACUUGACUAGAUAAACAAUCCUCUUUUAUACCAGUCCUGUCAGAUGCAUGCCCUAUGUUACACAGAGAGCCAAAAGCUUUUAGCUUACAUUGUCCAUGUAGUGAACGUCAGCCCUUGCAGCUGAGACCGUCUUGUUUUAUAGGAUUGAUUCCCCUUGUUCAAGUAGCCUGCCAGUCUACGUUGGGUAAGAUGGUUACAGCAGUAGUUCCGAUUCUAAUUUAUGGUAAUCAAUUAUGCAUUCAGGCCACUGUCUAAGAACUGUGAAAGAUGCAUCUUUAAAAUUGUCGUUGAGAUAACCACCGGAUAGGAAACUUUAGUUACAAAAAGACUAAUACAGCUGGGUUGUUUUUGUUUUUUAAAGCACAUCCACAAAAUCUGUAUUUAUUUUUCACUACCUUUUUAAAAUAAACAGCUUCACAUCUGGGACUUGA